Molecule: messenger RNA, 5027 nt
Organism: Arvicola amphibius (Eurasian water vole)
Lineage: Eukaryota; Metazoa; Chordata; Mammalia; Rodentia; Cricetidae
Gene: Bms1
Product: BMS1 ribosome biogenesis factor
Exons: 22
Coding region: 203-3718 (1171 amino acids)
Biological process (GO): maturation of SSU-rRNA from tricistronic rRNA transcript (SSU-rRNA, 5.8S rRNA, LSU-rRNA); ribosome biogenesis; endonucleolytic cleavage of tricistronic rRNA transcript (SSU-rRNA, 5.8S rRNA, LSU-rRNA)
Cellular component (GO): 90S preribosome; nucleus
Molecular function (GO): GTP binding; U3 snoRNA binding; GTPase activity
Source: RefSeq, a predicted model, not a curated record
CGAAGGACAACUUCCGCUUCCGGUAUCGUGCUUGCGGGCCCGGUCAGUUGCGGCCGAAGAAUUGGGCGAUUCUGUGAGCACCGCAGGCGCCGUCCGUCAGUCCUCUUCCCGGUGAGGUCGGUCCUGAAGCCUCCGACGGGCUGCCCCCAAUCCACGCGUCUUGGGCUGGAAGGUUAAGACUUAUAGUUGAUAAGUGGCCGCCAUGGAGGCCAAAGAACAUAAGAAACACAGAAAGAAGCACAGUGGGCCUAAAGCUGAGAAGAAAAAGAAACGGUACCUGCAGGAUCUACAGCUUGGCGAUGAAGAGGAUGCCCGGAAGAGAAACCCUAAAGCUUUUGCCGUUCAGUCCGCUGUGCGGAUGGCUCGGUCCUUUCACAGGACUCAGGAUUUAAAGACAAAAAAGCAUCACAUUCCAGUGGUUGAUCGAACUCCACUAGAACCUCCACCGAUAGUGGUAGUGGUGAUGGGGCCCCCAAAAGUUGGAAAGAGCACUUUGAUACGGUGCCUCAUUCGGAAUUUCACCAGACAGAAGUUGACUGAGAUCAGAGGCCCUGUGACAAUUGUGUCAGGUAAAAAGCGCAGACUUACCAUUAUUGAAUGUGGGUGUGACAUCAAUGUGAUGAUUGAUCUAGCUAAAGUGGCAGAUCUGGUACUAAUGCUUAUAGAUGCCAGCUUCGGGUUUGAAAUGGAGACAUUUGAGUUUCUAAACAUCUGUCAAGUACAUGGCUUUCCUAAAAUUAUGGGAGUUCUCACCCAUCUAGACUCCUUCAAGCAUAACAAACAACUAAAGAAGACAAAGAAGCGGUUAAAGCAUAGGUUCUGGACAGAAGUCUACCCGGGUGCCAAGCUGUUCUACCUUUCUGGAAUGGUACAUGGCGAGUAUCAGAACCAAGAGAUUCACAACUUGGGCCGAUUUAUUACAGUUAUGAAGUUUAGGCCUCUCACAUGGCAAACAUCUCAUCCGUACAUCCUGGCAGACAGGAUGGAAGAUUUGACAAACCCUGAGGAUAUCCGCACAAACAUCAAGUGUGACCGAAAGGUGUCUCUUUAUGGUUAUUUACGAGGAGCCUACCUGAAAAAUAACAGCCAGGUUCACAUGCCAGGCGUAGGAGAUUUUGCUGUCAGCGAUGUCAGUUUUCUCCCAGACCCCUGUGCUCUUCCGGAACAGCAAAAGAAGCGCUGUUUGAAUGAGAAGGAGAAGCUGGUCUAUGCGCCGCUCUCUGGAGUUGGAGGUGUGCUGUAUGACAAGGAUGCUGUCUAUGUCGACCUCGGUGGUAGCCAUGGCUUUCAGGAAAUGGAGGAAGCAGGCCCUACGCAUGAACUGGUCCAGAGUCUCAUCUCCACCCAUGCCAGUAUCGAUGCCAAGAUGGCUUCAAGCAGAGUGACACUUUUUUCUGAUUCCAAACCUCUGGGGUCAGAAGAUAUAGAUAAUCAAGGGCUGUGGAUGCCAAAAGAGGAAAAGCAACUGGACGUAAAGACUGGCCGCGUACGUCGGAAAGCCAUUUUUGAGGACAUGGAAGAUGAGUCUGGAGAUGAAGAGAGUGAGGAUGAAGAAAUGUGUGAAGGGGACAGAAUGGAAAAUGGCUCCAGCGACGACGAAGCUGAAGGGGAAGAGGACGGGGCUGAAACCACCGACUGUAAAUACAUGUCUGUUAGGGGACGCAAAAGGCCAAAACUCGAGGAGCAGGAAGAAGAUAGCGAUGCGGACUUGCCAGCGUUUGCUGAUAGCGACGACGAUCUCGAGAGGAGCUCUGGGGAAGAGGAGGCAGCAGAGGAAGCGGACGAAAGCAGUGAAGAUGGAGACUCUUCUGCAGGAGAGAGAGACGAUGGGGAUUCCAAAUCUGUUGGAGGAGACAGUGGGGCAAGACUGUCAGCAUCUCAUCAGUGGAGGGACCGUCUGGAUGGAGAGAAGCCGUCCCUAGUGACAAAAGCAGCCCUCACCACUUCUGACUCUGGUCACUGUACAGCCGAAGAGGCUUGUCCAUCUGAAGACGAGUCUGAAGCCUCCGAGCUGAGUUCAGAGGAGGAAGACUCAGAAUGCAGAGGCAUUGUCAGGGGAAAGCCUGCAAGUCAUCACGGGGGCAGUGGGCAGAAACUCGAGUCAGAGAACCUGGUUGAUGAGACCAGUGACAUUGAAAACUUACUCGGAGAGGAAGAGGAUCACAAGGAAGAGAACAGCAGCUCUGUAGAAACGUCAGGUGCCCUCAAGUGGAAGGAAGAUCUUUCCAGGAAGGCAGCAGAGGCCUUUCUGAGACAGCAACAAGCAGCUCCAAAUCUUCGAAAGCUGGUGUAUGGGACAGUGACAGAGGAUAAUGAAGAUGACGAUGGAGAUGCUGUAGAAGAACUUGGAGGGCUGUUCCGUGUCAGCCAGCCGGAUCGCGGCGGGUGUAAGCACAAGGCUGACUCUCUGGACUGCUCUCGGUUCCCUGUGGAGGCGCCUCGCGACUGGGAUCUGGAGGAGGUUAUGAACAGUAUCAGAGAUUGCUUUGUGACGGGGAAGUGGGAAGAUGAGAAAGAUGCCGCCAAGAUCCUAGCAGCAGAUGAGGAGCUUUAUGGGGACUUCGAAGACCUAGAAACAGGGGACGUGCACAAGGGAAAACCGGGCCCGGAUACUCAGAGUGAAGAUACAGAAGAAGACAUUAAGGAAGAAAAUGACCCAAAUGAGGAGGAAAGUGCCAAGAAGAAGCACCUGAAUAAGAAGAGGAAGUUGAAGGAGCUGUUUGAUGCGGAGUACGAUGGGGGAGAAAGCACGUAUUUCGAUGACCUUAAGGGUGAAAUGCAGAGACAAGCGCAGCUUAACCAUGCUGAAUUUGAAGACCAAGAAGAUGAAACUAGAGUUCAGUAUGAGGGUUUUCGACCUGGAAUGUAUGUUCGAAUUGAGAUUGAAAACAUCCCCUGUGAAUUCGUGCAGAACUUCGACCCACACUACCCAAUUAUUCUGGGUGGUUUGGGCAAUAGUGAGGGCACUGUGGGAUAUGUGCAGAUGCGCCUCAAGAAACAUCGCUGGUAUAAGAAAAUCCUCAAGUCUCGAGAUCCAAUUAUUUUUUCUGUAGGAUGGAGGAGGUUUCAGACAAUCCCACUGUACUAUAUUGAAGACCACAAUGGCAGACAGAGGCUUCUAAAAUACACCCCACAGCACAUGCAUUGCGGAGCAACUUUCUGGGGUCCCAUAACCCCACAAGGAACUGGAUUUUUGGCAAUACAGUCUGUCAGUGGUGCGAUGCCUGACUUUCGGAUUGCUGCGACUGGAGUUGUCCUUGACCUGGAUAAAUCCAUAAAAAUUGUGAAGAAAUUAAAGCUAACUGGUUUUCCUUUUAAAAUAUUCAAGAAUACUUCAUUUAUUAAGGGAAUGUUUAACUCUGCCUUGGAAGUAGCCAAAUUUGAAGGUGCUGUCAUUCGAACUGUCAGUGGAAUAAGGGGACAAAUCAAGAAAGCGCUCCGGGCUCCAGAAGGAGCGUUCCGGGCCAGCUUUGAGGACAAGUUGUUAAUGAGUGAUAUUGUUUUCAUGCGGACUUGGUAUCCUGUCUCCAUCCCGGCCUUCUAUAACCCUGUAACAUCUUUGCUGAAACCCGUGGGUGAGAAAGACACCUGGUCAGGGAUGCGGACAACAUAUCAGCUGAGGCUUGCCCAUGGCAUCAAACUGAAGCCAAACAAGGACUCACUCUAUAAGGUAAGGAAGGGUCUGUGUGUCUGUGUGUCUGUGUGUCUGUGUUUCUAGCAGCAUCACUCGGGCUUUAUUUGUACUAUUUUUAGUUUUUAUGGCACCAGAGAUCAAACCAAAUACCAACCCUGUAAUGUCCCAUUUAUAUGACUUGUAUUUUCAAUUAUAAAGUCAGGUGCUAAGUCUGAUUUGAACAAUAAUAUAUUUGUUUGCUGUUUUGGGGGAAGAACACAGAAAAAUGAUGCCGGUGGUUUUCUCAGAAUUGGAAAUGAAAUUAGAAUAUUUUGUAAAAUCAUAGUGUUCUAUUUGAGAAUUACCAAUGACAUUGUGAGAUGCAUGUGGAUUUGGUAAGGUGCUUACUUACCAUGGGUGAAGCAGAUGAACAUUUCUACCAUUUCAUCCCCUUGCUCAAAUACUUUACAAAAAUCCCAAACAUGAAACAUUUGUAUGAACCAUGGUUCUUGUGUGUAUCAGAUCUCUUCUGCUCUGGGCAUUGUCACACUGGCCCCGCAUUUCUGUCAUUUUGUAUUUUCUCACCUCUGUCUCCCUGUUCUCAUCACUCAUUUUGUUUCCUUAGAAGAGAUGCUUGCUCAGGUGUUUGCCCAUUGUUUUAGAUAGGUUGUUUUGGAGGAACUUCUGGGGGUUGGGGGCGGGGCCUUCACCCAUUGACACUGUUAUCAUUGUUAGACUGAACUGGUUCCCGGCCCUGCUUAUUUGUUUUGUGUGAUUUGCUGUGAGAGCCCUUUUUAAAGCCCUGGUCCUAACCCCUUUCAGGUAGGCAGCUCACAAAUAUUCUUUUCCUGUUUAGCGUUUGCUUUUACAUUUUGUAGAUUGUUCUGUGGUGCAGUGCAGAAGCUUUUUACUUUAAUGUCAUUUCCCUUUGGGGUUUUGUUUCUUUCUGGUGUGACACCCAGAAAAAAAUCUAGGCAAUUUUUUCCUGGAAAACAUUUAGGGUUUGGGUCUAAUGCUGAGCCAUUUUGAGUUUAUUUAGCUGUAGGUUUAAGAACUUACUUCUAUACUUUAAGUGAGAUACAGUUUUCACAUUUCUUGACAAGGUUAUCUUGUAUCCUUGCUUGCCUUUGCAUAGUUGACCACAUGGAUCUGGAGUCAUUUCUGUGCUCUCCCUUCCAUACUAAUAGUCUGUUUCUAUUUUCAUUACUAUAGCCUAGUAAUACAAGUUUCUAAAGACUUUAAUAUAUUCUUUGGCAAUGCAUGUGCAUUUAUAUUACAUAAUAUAAUAUAAUUAUAUAUGUGAGUAUAUGCUGUAGUUAGAAUUUCCUUUGGUCUGCUCCCAGCUCCCGAAGACUUAUUAUUAGUAAUGAAAGCUCAACCUUAGCUUAGACUUGUCCCACUAGCCCUUUUUUAA